AUGAAAAAUGAGACCACUGUAACUGAAUUUAUUCUUAAGGGCUUCUCAGAUAUGCCCGAAAUGAAGCUUAUUAGCACCUUCUUUUUCCUUUUCAUCUACCUCUUUGCUGUCUUGGGAAAUAUCUCCAUCAUUGCAGCUGUGACUCUAGACAGCCGCCUCCACACGCCCAUGUACUUCUUUCUAAAAAAUCUGUCCUUCUUGGACAUGUGCUACACCUCGGUCACUGUCCCCAAGGCACUGGCCAAUUCUCUAAUGGGCUCUGAGGCCAUUUCCUUUGGGGAGUGUGUGGCUCAGCUCUUUCUGUUUGUAAUGAUGUGUGCCUCUGAGUGCUUCUUGCUCACAUCUAUGGCAUAUGACCGCUGUUUAGCCAUCCAUAGACCUCUCCUCUAUGGGGUCAUUAUGAGCAGGAAGCUGUGCACAGAGCUUGUCAUGGUGGCCUGGCUGAGUGGAGCUCUCUAUGCCAUCUUCCACACUGCCAACACCUUCUCUCUCCUUUUCUGUGGGCCCAAUGUCAUUGACCACUUCUUCUGUGACAGCUCCCCCAUCAUGAGACUCUCCUGCAGUGACUCUCACAUGAAUGAGGAGGUUGGGUUUGCCGUGGGUGGCUGCAUUAUCCUCAGUGCUUUCACCCUCACCAUCAUCUCCUAUGUUCUCAUCAUCUCUACCAUUGCUCAGAUUCACUCAGCCAGUGGUCGUCAGAAGGCAUUCUCCACCUGCUCUUCUCACCUUGCUACCGUUGUUCUGUUUUACGUCACUGGAAGCUUUGCUUACCUGAGGCCCUCUUCCCAGUACUCUCCCACUCAAGGGCGGGUAGUAUCCAUCUUUUACUCUGUCCUCACACCCAGCUUGAAUCCCCUUGUGUACUGUCUGAGGAACAGAGACAUGCAGAUGGCCCUGAAGAAAGUGUUUGUUCUAUCCAAGUAG
This is a messenger RNA of Dipodomys spectabilis (banner-tailed kangaroo rat), 924 nucleotides long. RefSeq names its product olfactory receptor 8U9-like. Lineage: Eukaryota; Metazoa; Chordata; Mammalia; Rodentia; Heteromyidae. The record is from RefSeq and is a predicted model, not a curated record. Gene Ontology annotation, biological process: G protein-coupled receptor signaling pathway. Gene Ontology annotation, cellular component: membrane. Gene Ontology annotation, molecular function: G protein-coupled receptor activity; olfactory receptor activity. The transcript has a single exon. Bases 1 to 924 code for a protein of 307 amino acids.